Meloidogyne enterolobii is the source of this 411-nucleotide messenger RNA. NCBI's taxonomy places the organism in Eukaryota, Metazoa, Nematoda, Chromadorea, Rhabditida, Meloidogynidae. The record is from the annotation of a GenBank genome assembly.
AUGUCUUCAGAUUUUGGCAAUCCUUUGAACAAAUUCAAGCUCUUAUUUGGCAAGACUUCCCUCAUCACCAGAUUUAUGUACGACAGUUUUGACAACACAUAUCAGGCGACAAUUGGCAUCGAUUUUCUCAGCAAAACAAUGUAUCUUGAGGUUCGUUUACAACUUUGGGACACCGCCGGACAGGAGCGUUUUCGAUCUCUUAUUCCUUCCUAUAUUCGUGAUUCUACAGUUGCUGUUGUUGUUUAUGAUAUUACAAACGCCAACUCUUUCCAUCAAACUUCCAAAUGGAUUGACGAUGUUCGCACUGAACGCGGAAGUGACGUUAUUAUUAUGCUUGUUGGAAAUAAGACUGAUUUGACUGAAAAACGGUUUUUUAUUUCUCUAAAGUCUAAUCUAGAAAUAAUUUUUUAG